Molecule: messenger RNA, 2041 nt
Organism: Octodon degus (degu)
Lineage: Eukaryota; Metazoa; Chordata; Mammalia; Rodentia; Octodontidae
Gene: Dolk
Product: dolichol kinase
Exons: 1
Coding region: 273-1883 (536 amino acids)
Biological process (GO): dolichyl monophosphate biosynthetic process
Cellular component (GO): endoplasmic reticulum membrane
Molecular function (GO): dolichol kinase activity
Source: RefSeq, a predicted model, not a curated record
CGGCCAAGAUGGCGCUGCCCAGGGAGUGGAGCCCUCCGCAGUAAGGGCGGUAGGUGGUGUGAAGAGCGCGGAGUGGCGACGUCUGCACUGUCGGUUGCUGGCAGUGGAGGGGUGACGGCGCCAGUCCUCUAGCCGCAGUGAAUGCACUGCAACGGGGCUUCCUCUUCGAAGCUGGAAAAGGUUGCGGGUCCAGUCUGCUUGGCGGGGUGAGGGGCCCAGAGCCCGAGGCGUCCCUAGUCACCCGGCUUCCUCAGAGCUUCAGGCUUAAAGACAUGACCCGAGAGUGUCCGGCCCCAGCUCCCGAGGCACCGCCGAGCGGGCCGGUGCUGGCCGAAGCUGCUGUGGUGUUCGCAGUGGUGCUGAGCAUCCACGCCGCCGUGUGGGACCGCUACUCAUGGUGCGCUGUGGCCCUCGCAGUGCAGGCUUUCUACGUUCAGUACAAGUGGGACCGGCUGCUGCAGCAGGGCAACGCCGUCUUCCAGUUCCGGAUGACCGCAAACAGCGGCCUGCUGCCCGCCUCCAUGGUCAUGCCUUUGCUCGGGCUGGUCAUGAAGGAGCGCUGCCAGGCUGCAGGGAACCGACACUUCGAACGCUUUGGCGUCGUGGUGGCAGCCACUGGCAUGGCAGUGGCCCUCUUCUCCUCAGUAUUGGCGCUGGGUAUCACUCGCCCGAUGCCCACCAACACCUGUGCCAUCUCAGGUUUGGCUGGAGGUGUCAUCAUUUAUAUCAUGAAGCACUCACUUGGCGUGGGUGAGGUGAUCGAAGUCCUGGAGGUCUUGCUGAUCUUUGUUUAUCUCAACAUGAUCCUGCUGUACCUGCUGCCCCGCUGUUUCACUCCUGGAGAGGCCCUGCUGGUGUUAGGUGGCAUCAGUUUUGUCCUCAACCAGCUUAUCAAGCGUUCUCUGACUGUGGUGGAAAGCCAGGAGGACCCCGUGGACUUUCUCCUGCUGGUGGUGGUGGUGGGGAUGGUGCUCAUGGGUAUCUUCUUCAGCACCCUGUUUGUCUUCAUGGACUCAGGAACCUGGGCCUCUUCCAUCUUCUUCCACCUCAUGACCUGUGUGCUGGGCCUUGGAGUUGUCCUCCCCUGGCUCCACUGGCUCAUCCACCGGAAUCCCGUGCUCUGGCUUCUUCAGUUCCUCUUCCGGACGGAAACUCGAGUCUACCUCCUCAUCUAUUGGUCUCUACUGGCCAUGUUGGCCUGCUUGGUGGUGCUCUAUCAGAAUGCCAAGCGGUCAUCUUCUGAAUCUAAAAAGCACCAGGCCCCUGCCAUCACCCGAAAGUAUUUCCACUUCAUUGUGGUAGCCACUUACAUCCCAGGAAUUAUGUUUGAUCGGCCACUGCUCUAUGUGGCUGCCACAGUAUGCCUGGCAGUCUUCAUCUUCCUGGAGUAUGUGCGCUACUUCCGCAUCAAGCCCUUGGGCCACACUCUGCGGAGCCUCCUGUCUCUUUUCCUGGAUGAGCGAGACAGUGGGCCUCUCAUCCUGACACACAUCUACCUGCUCCUGGGCAUGUCUCUUCCCAUUUGGCUGAUCCCUAGACCCUGCACCCAGAAGGGCAGCCUCGGGGGAGUAAGGGCCCUAGUGCCCUAUGCCGGGGUUCUGGCCGUGGGUGUGGGUGAUACUGUGGCCUCCAUCUUCGGCAGCACCAUGGGGGAGAUCCGGUGGCCUGGAACCAAGAAGACUUUUGAGGGGACCAUGACAUCUAUAUUUGCACAGAUCAUUUCUGUGGCUCUGAUUUUGAUCUUUGACAGUGGAGUGGACCUCAAUUACAGCUAUGCCUGGCUUUUGGGGUCCAUUAGCACCGUAUCCCUCCUAGAAGCAUACACUACGCAGAUAGACAACCUCCUUCUGCCUCUCUACCUCCUGAUACUGCUGAUGGCCUAGCUCCCAUGCAGCGGCAGUGAGGGAGGAGACAGGGACGUGGGGAGGAUGCGUGGGACCUGAGGCAGCUGGACAUCUGGGUACAGAGAGCUGAAGGGUGAAAAGCGGGUUUGGUUUUCAGGUGAUUCGGACUGGAAAUAAAGGGGGCAAAGCUCUUCAGA